CCUAGGUGCUGCAGGAGAAAUGGCUGCUCCCAUUGUGUAUGGCUAAGCUAGCUUACUGUUGGAUCGAUAUUUUUCGUAAGGCGUAUUUGUGGUAAGCAAAUAUCUUAAAAUGUUAGCCAAUUAUUUUUAGCGUGCGUUUUAAAUUGUCAAUUGACGAAACAAAGCGAAAACGUAUAGCGAUAUUUAACUAGCUAACGCCAUAUUAGCGCGCUUAUUAGCUUGUUUGCUUUCAGUUUAGCUUGAAUUAGUUAGCCAGGUUACUAAAUCAUUCGUUAAAAAAAGCGUAGUUUCAUUUUCCUCGUGCGUAGUGCUUUAACGUAAGUUCUACAGCGGAUCAAUGCCUGAGCAAGGCCCGAGAAUGAACGGCUUCUCCCUGGGCGAGCUGUGCUGGUUGUUCUGCUGCCCGCCCUGCCCGAGCCGCAUCGCCGCUAAGCUGGCCUUCCUGCCCCCGGAGCCGACGUACUCGGUGCACACGGAUCCUGAAGGCGCGUGCAGCUUGCACCUGAGCGAGCGCGCGGAUUGGCAGUACUCGCAGCGCGAGCUGGACGCCGUGGAGGUGUUCGGCACGCGCACGAGCCGCGGAAACCGCGUGCUCUGCAUGUUUGUGCGCUGCGCGCCCAGUAGCCGCUACACGCUGCUGUUCUCGCACGGGAACGCCGUGGACCUCGGGCAGAUGUGCAGCUUCUACAUCGGCCUCGGAUCGCGCAUCAACUGCAACGUGUUCUCCUACGAUUACUCCGGGUACGGCGUGAGCACCGGGAAACCGUCCGAGAAGAACCUGUACGCUGACAUCGAGGCGGCCUGGCAGGUGCUCAGGACAAAAUACGGUGUGACCCCAGAGAACAUCAUCCUGUAUGGGCAGAGUAUUGGUACGGUGCCAACGGUCGACCUAGCAGCACGGUACGAGUGUGCAGCAGUCAUCCUGCAUUCUCCGCUCAUGUCUGGACUGCGCGUAGCUUUUGCAGACACCCGCAAAACCUACUGCUUUGAUGCUUUCCCCAGCAUUGACAAGGUGUCCAAAGUGGCCUCUCCGGUCCUCGUGAUUCACGGCACGGAGGACGAGGUGAUCGAUUUCUCGCACGGCCUGGCCAUCUACGAGCGAUGCCCACGUGCGGUAGAACCGCUGUGGGUGGAGGGCGCCGGGCACAACGACAUCGAGCUGUACGCGCAGUACCUGGAGAGACUCAAGCAGUUCAUCUCCUUCGAGCUGGCUACCUCUUGAAAGCACACCGCAACACACUGUACAACAUCACGGCACACACUGCGAUGAGCUCCUCUUAGCUGUUUACACACCAAGCUGAGGAUCAGCGUCAAGGAUUUGCACUUGCUGACGGAAAUUCUGGACUCUUCUUUUAAAGUGUAUAUGGUGGUAUUAAGGAACCAGGGCCUUUCCAUUUCUGCAAAAGAGGAAAAGCCUUUUUUUUGUUGCAUUUCGAUUUUUAUUUUUUGAUUCUUUUCUACUUGAUGAAGCAAAAUUUUAAAUGCACCACAUACUUUACAUUUUUUGCGUUUUUGUUUUGUCUAGCUUUUUUUUUUUUUUUAGCGUGUAUGUAAAUACCCAACAGGGGUAAGUAAAUUGAUGCACUAUUGUGCUAUGUUGUUGACCACUGUUUUUGUAUUUGUUGUUUUGUUUUAAUUAUUUCUCUAGGCAUUCCAUUGAAUUUUCUUGACUUGUGUAAAAGAGAAUUUGCUCUCAAAUUUUUUACAGAGCCAUUCUGUUUGUAUAGGUUUCUUCUUUCUUUCUUCCUUUUUUUUAAGCCAGUAAGUGAAGGAAUACUAUCACUGAGAACGUAACUGAUCAAACCACUACAUAGUUUCUGGCUCUGGUGGAUGGUGCUGUGUGUUACUACAGGAAUCAGGGCAUUGUUUGCGCAUACACACCACAAAAAAAAUGUGUUCAUAUAUAAAACUUGGUCUCUGUUUUGGCGCCAGUGCUACAGUAAGCCUCAUGCUCUCCAACAUUUUUUUUUUGUCUAUCAUUUCUUGGAAGCAGGCUUUCCUCAAGGUUAAUACUAGCUGCUACUCUUCCACUGAGAAAAAAAAAACACACUGUGAGACUGAACUGGCAAAACAAUAAGGGUACAAGGUGAAUCGUAUUGAGCCACAAAAAUCAUCUCACCCGCCCCCAGAUUUUUCAGCUGCUUCUCCUUCAUGACAUUAUCUACUGACCCCAAAGGACUGUAACCCCUGAACACAGACAAGAUAACACUAAAAUGCUUCAAGUGCUUAUAUUUCAGUGCUAGCUUUGCAAAUGUUAAUGUAUUCAGGGGUAGCACUAGACACUAAGAAGAUACAAUGGUUUAAUUAACAAGAAGGAACUUGGUUUAUUCGAAGUAGCUGCAAUUACUGUGUUGCAAGUUUUGAAGGGUUUCACUUUUUUUUUUUUUUUUUUAUGUUUGAGCAAAUGGGCUGAACGUACUUUAUGUAUUGAUGUAAAAUAACAUGUGUAACAGGAUGAUGCUGAUGAUGUGUUUCUCCACAAGUCCUAAAUGAGGUUUGAACCUCCUCCUUUGUCCCCCGUGGAGUUUUUGAUGGAGACUGCUUUUAAGGAACGACUAAACCACAGCCCUGACUGAGCCCUGCUGUUGCUUUUGAUACCGACGUUUUUAAACAAGGUCUUUUCCAGUACUUAUUAAUAUUAUCUUUACACCUCUUUUAAGGCUGGUUUGUGAGAUAAUCGUACUGUACACAUCAUCUCUCCUCUUGAUAGAUACGUAAAACAGGAAACUGUAUUUAGUCUUUUUAAUGAUUUUGACACUGGAAUCAAGUAUACACUGUAUGCAAGUAUAAUGUCGAAAAUAUAAGAAAAAAAUAGUUGGUACAAAAGUGCUAGUGUAAUUUUUUGUUUUUUCAGAUGAAAUGAAAGCCUUAAAUGUGCUGUGAGACAGAUUUAUUACUCACUUGAUGUUGGCUGUUGCCUCAGAGCAACCCUCUGGAUGUUGUAUUGCUGUAAAAUGGAAUAAAGGAUGCAUGGAAUAAUGAA
This is a messenger RNA of Clarias gariepinus (North African catfish), 2983 nucleotides long. RefSeq names its product abhydrolase domain containing 17C, depalmitoylase (gene abhd17c). Gene Ontology annotation, molecular function: palmitoyl-(protein) hydrolase activity. Gene Ontology annotation, cellular component: endosome membrane; plasma membrane. The coding region runs from base 338 to 1222 and encodes 294 amino acids. NCBI's taxonomy places the organism in Eukaryota, Metazoa, Chordata, Actinopteri, Siluriformes, Clariidae. Gene Ontology annotation, biological process: protein depalmitoylation. The transcript has 3 exons. The record is from RefSeq and is a predicted model, not a curated record.